AUGCGUGAAUUUAAAGUAGUUGUACUUGGCAGUGGUGGUGUUGGAAAAAGUGCUCUGACUGUUCAAUUUGUAUCUAAUACGUUUAUUGAAAAGUAUGAUCCAACAAUAGAAGAUUUUUAUAGAAAAGAAAUUGAAGUCGAUGGUCAACCAUGUGUUUUGGAAAUUUUAGACACAGCAGGUACAGAACAAUUUGCCUCAAUGAGGGACUUGUAUAUAAAGAAUGGUCAAGGAUUUAUAAUAGUUUAUUCGAUUACUAAUCAGCAAACUUUUCAUGACAUUAAAAGUAUGCGUGAUCAGAUUAUUCGUGUUAAGGCGAACGAGAAUGUGCCUUUAAUGUUAAUUGGAAAUAAAAUAGACAUGAAUAGUCAACGUCAAGUUCGUGUUGAGGAAGGAAUAACUUUGGCAGAGUAUUGGUCUUGUCCUUUUGCUGAAUGUUCUGCUAAAACUGGCCAUAAUGUUAAUUUAGUGUUUGCUGAAAUUGUACGGGAAAUGAAUUAUAUUCAAACGAAUAAAUCAAAUAAAAAGAAAAAUUGUUGUUCCAUAAGUUAA
Strongyloides ratti is the source of this 549-nucleotide messenger RNA. Its product is annotated as RE63021p. Gene Ontology annotation, biological process: Rap protein signal transduction; negative regulation of cell migration. The record is from RefSeq and is a predicted model, not a curated record. Bases 1 to 549 code for a protein of 182 amino acids. Lineage: Eukaryota; Metazoa; Nematoda; Chromadorea; Rhabditida; Strongyloididae. The transcript is spliced from 2 exons. Gene Ontology annotation, molecular function: GTPase activity; GTP binding; GDP binding. Gene Ontology annotation, cellular component: plasma membrane.